GGGCAUUGUGGGGCGGAGGCGGCCUUUCUCUGAGUCCAGGCGAUCGGGAAAUCUUCAAGUAAAUAACGUUAACAGGGGGGAGGAACAGUCCGAGCGGAAUAUCCAACACAUCUUAAUUGUGUUGCUGAGCCUUAAUUAUUAAAACUCGUAUUAUUACACAAACAUGGGGCAGGAGGAUCUCAUGAACACAGCCGAAGACGUGGCGGACCAGUUCUUGCGGGUAACCAAACAGUACCUGCCCCACCUGGCGCGUCUGUGUCUCAUCAGCACCUUCCUGGAGGAUGGCAUCCGCAUGUGGUUCCAGUGGAAUGAGCAGAGAGACUACAUCGAGGCUACCUGGAGCUGUGGCUACUUCCUGGCUACGUGCUUUGUGCUGCUUAACCUCAUAGGACAGCUGGGUGGCUGUGUCCUCAUCCUCAGUAGAAAUUUUGUACAAUAUGCCUGCUUUGGAUUAUUUGGCAUCAUAGCACUACAGACCGUCGCAUACAGCAUUUUAUGGGACCUUAAAUUUUUGAUGAGAAACCUUGCCCUUGGAGGUGGUCUGCUCCUGCUGCUGGCUGAGUCUCGCUCGGAAGGAAAGAGCAUGUUUGCUGGAGUCCCCUCCAUGGGAGAGAGUUCGCCAAAGCAGUACAUGCAGCUGGGCGGUCGAGUACUGCUAGUGCUCAUGUUCAUGACUCUGCUACACUUUGACUCCAGCUUCUUUUCUAUCCUGCAGAACAUGGUGGGGACUGCCCUCAUCAUCCUGGUGGCCAUCGGCUUCAAAACCAAGCUCGCGGCGUUGACCCUCGUGAUGUGGCUUCUGGCUAUCAAUGUCUACUUCAACGCUUUCUGGACCAUCCCCGCCUACAAGCCCAUGCAUGACUUCCUCAAGUAUGACUUCUUCCAGACCACCUCGGUCAUUGGUGGCCUGCUGCUGGUGGUUGCACUGGGGCCUGGCGGAGUGUCCAUGGAUGAGAAGAAGAAAGAGUGGUAGGCAGAGGAGGAUAAGAUGCGAGGAUUGCUCGGCACCACUAACUUCCCCCACGAUCGGGACACAAAGACCCUCCCUCUCCUCCAGUUUCCCCCCCCAUCAGGGUACAAAGGUUUUUUUUCUAGCUCAUUUUUUAUUUGGCCAAAUCCACAGACACCAUCUCACAUUUUCCACUCCACUGCUAUUUUUAUUUUUUAGUUGAACAUUUUAAAAGGCAGAUUUUUUUUCUAAGCCCUUAAAAAAGCAAUUGUAUUUCAUAGUGCUAAAAAAACUAUUAAUGGAUGAUAAGAGGACGAAAACAGUUAUCGGUUCUCUCUUCAGAAGGUGAAUAAAAAUAAUUUAUUGUAUUUUAUGGGUGUCAUGCCAUAAAUUAUCAUAGAUUAAUUUUCAGAUUUUCUGAAUAAAACUGGUAAAGUGGAGAGAGUGCAGCAGUUUGGGUUCCCCCUAUGGAUGCUGAUCUUUUCCUGUCGUUGGAUCUUGGAGUGUCUGAGACUUACUCACCAUAUUGAUCCUGAAAACUUGGGCACUGAUUUGACAGCAACUUGCCUUGACUCUCCAGGUUUCAUCUCCCUUCUUUUUUUUUUUUUUUUCUCUCCACCCAACCUUUUCAGUACAUCUGUACACCUUCAGUCUCAACUGACUCUUGUCACAUGGGGAGCUGAAUCUGGGGAGGGGGGGGGGGCGUAUACAUUGUAUAGUGGUGGAUUGCAGUCAUGCUUGAUUGAAAAUUUCAACACAGUUGUUAGCUCCAGGACUUGUUAUUGGGCACUUUGUACUGUUCGUCUUUGGCAAAUGCCUAACUAGUGAACUGUAUAUGAUCGGGGACAAUAGGGGGGAGGCUCAACGUUUGUGAAACCAUAUUCUGCGAUCUAGACAAGCAAAGAGGACUAAGCAGAGUCACUAGCCACCUGAACUUUGUCUUUGCUCAGUGUUUUUUGCCCUGUGUAAGAAAAUUAAAAAAAAAAAAAAUAUUCAGUGUAUUGAUUUACAGAAGUUUAUAUUGUAUUUUUGAUCAUUUGUUUUUUGAUUUUGGAAGUUGAUGGCGAAGAAAUAAAAAAUAAAAAAAAAAUAUAAAGUCACUGUCUCAGUCAAGGUUUUUAGCUCUUAAGAUGCUCUCAGAGGUUGAAGGACAUUGGUGGACCAGAUAGUCAAAUCAAUGUAAAUUUUUAGCACAGAACCAUCAUGCAGUAUAGUACACAUGUAUAGGUUUUGUUUGUUUGUUACAUAUUGCAGCCUUGAAGAGUUCAAAAUGUAUACAUACUGUAGGUGUUGUAUUGGACAGGCACUGGAAUGAGCCUCCACUGACAGUGGCAGUUUGAUUCAAGGUCAGAGACUUUGAGAAAAUACUGACCUCUAAUGGACUACUGCAGUAACAGUUCAAUGCAAUGGAGCAUUUCAUAUUCAGCCACAUUGAUAAAUUUCAGUACGUAUGUACAGUUCUGAUAUCUGUGAGAUAUUUUUUUGUGUUUUGAUUGCUGCCAUUAU
Seriola dumerili (greater amberjack) is the source of this 2455-nucleotide messenger RNA. RefSeq names its product surfeit 4 (gene surf4). The transcript has 6 exons. NCBI's taxonomy places the organism in Eukaryota, Metazoa, Chordata, Actinopteri, Carangiformes, Carangidae. The record is from RefSeq and is a predicted model, not a curated record. Gene Ontology annotation, biological process: Golgi organization. Bases 164 to 973 code for a protein of 269 amino acids. Gene Ontology annotation, cellular component: membrane; endoplasmic reticulum-Golgi intermediate compartment; endoplasmic reticulum.